UUAAAAUACCACAUGUUGUUCUCUGAGCAAUAUAUAAACUAUAUCGCUAUAUAAAAGUCUACUGAAAAAACGUAUCCGAUCGUGCAACAACUCCGAGAGGAAUGAGAGGUACCGUGGAUGUCUUGACUCAUCCCAGUGAAAGCCGCGGGGUCACAAAGACUGAGAGCGCACGGGUGGAGUGUCCAGCUGGAAAAGACCGUAGAGAAAAAAGCUGUCAAAUGUGGAAGGAGAGCGUGGAUAAAAUGAGUUAUGAUGAUAAACCCAGCAUUGUCAGCCACGGCCUUUAUCAUGUUCUCCACCUCUCCUGUGAAGACACUGUGUGUCAUAUGACGUGUUGCGAGGGUGCAGCAGGCUUCGCCAGUCUCCACAGUAGCGGUAACGUGCAGUUCUAUCAUCCUGAUGGUCAUCUAAGGGACCCAACGUUUUGCCCAUCCCUAACCAUUCAUUAUGCUGGCAUCACCUCCACCCAGCUCCCAGGCAGACUGGUUGGCUGGGGGCCUGGGGCCAUUCUCACCCUGGUAGAUACAGAACUGAAACCCCUUGUUCAUGCUGUGGAGCCCAUGGAUGUGAGGGUGUGCAAGGUUUUAGAGCAUUCUAAUGAGCUAGUAACAGCUGGAAUGGGAAAUGUGUGUGUGUGGUGCCUAACACACCUAUUGUGUCGCACACGGGUAGUGGAGGGUUUGGGGAAACACAUUGUUCCUACGCAGCUAGCACUGGUACCUAACAGGGCUCAUCAGGGCCCCAGAGUACUUGCAGCAUACGGAGGAGCUGUGGUUGUGGUGGAUCUUACAGAUGGAUGCAUUAUGGAACACAAGAAGAACCUCCAUUUACGGGAAAUCACAGGGUUGGUCUACUGUCCCAUUAGGGAGAUUGUAGGUACUGCAUCAGAUACAACAAUCAGAGUGUGGGGACCAGACUGGGAGCUUCAAAUGGCCUUUGUGGGACACACGGCUCUUGUCACCUCUCUAGUUCUGUGUCCUGUCUCUGGCUUGUUAUUUUCAUCUUCUCUUGAUGGUACAUUGAGAAGCUGGAGGCUCGAAGUUGGAGACCAGCUCCAGACCAUAUCUAUUCCUAACGGAUAUGCAUCUCCCCUGGCCAUGGGUGGCCCAGACAGUGCUGGCAUGUUCUUCUCAUACUCCACAAACAGUGUGGACUUCUGGACCUUCAACUGCCUCUACAAUCUACACUGCAGUUUGGGAGGGGCCCUGGGAGGUCCCGUCCGCCAAAUCUUGGCCCCACCAAAUCCCCCUUCCUUUCCAGCUUUUGUACUUUGUAUCCAUGGAAACAGUGGUGUCACAGUUGUUGUGGCACAGACGGGUGCAGUACUCACAAGAUUCAAAGCCAAGCAAAGAGUGAGGUGUGCUGAUUAUUGUGUGCCUAAAGAGAUUUUAUUAGUCCUCACUGAAGACGGGGUGGUAACUACUGCUAGUACACUGACAAAUCCAGUAACAAUACUAGAUAAGUGGGAUGGGAUAGAGCAAUGGGAAUGGAAAAAUGGGAAAGUGGAGGCAAAUAUAGGCAAGGUAUCCUGCAUGGUGUUAUACAAUCACAUUACAGAUACACAAAGUGCACAGGAAGAAUGGAAAACCAUGCAAAUGCAAAGACCACAGAGGCCAAAAAAGAUUAAACUUCUACAUGAUGUAAAAAACAGGUUUCUGGUUAUACUGGGACAUUGUGGUGGUUGUGUGUCUGUGUUGAAUGUGUGUUCAGGAAAAGUCCAGUACAGAACCCCUGCUCACAACAAUCAAGACAUCACCAGCAUACAGGCAUACCCUGACAGUGGCUACCUACUGACUGCAGGCAAAGAUGAAGCUGUGUUGGUGUGGCGAGUGUUCCCAUCUGCUCAGCACUGUUUAAGUCUCCAUUUCAGUGUUUUCUGUGAUCUGCCUCCUCUUUUGAUGGCACUGAUGGGAACCCAACUAACCCUCGCCUUACAAGAACCUGAAAAUUAUACCUAUAGCCUGGUGCAAUACAACUUAGAGAAGCAGAGCCGAUAUGACCACCCUUUCAAAGAAGACCCUUAUAUCAAAAUCACAGGGCUUUGUGCAUGUCCUCAGCUGAGUGUGUUUGCUUUGAGCAGCCAAAAUGGGACCGUACAGAUCUGGGAUAAGGAAAAUCAACUUCUCAGUAUUCUUGAGCUGAAUAUAGAGCCUGAGUGUUUGGCAUACUGUGAAGAGAGUGGAGGCCUGCUAUUAGGAAUCACUGGGGACCUCUACAGAAUCCCCUGCGCACAACUACUGCCUCAGGACAGCAGGCUACAAAAAUGUAAAAAAGACUCUGAACUACCCAAGUCCUGGAUCCCAACAAAGAGCCACAAAUGCAGGGCAGAGAGUUGUAAAGGUGCUGAAGAGGACAGUCCUGACAGGCUAGAGAGAAAAAAAGAUCCAGACAUUGGGGCACUGAUGGCAAAACAUAAAGAUCUGGAAUCCCUGCAGAAAGGAGCGGUUGAGUGCAGAAGGAGAAAAACAGCCACCGUCCAAACGAAACAAGAGGCUUUCAACCAGUACAUGCGUCUAAUUUACAGGCAACCCCCUGAUAGAAAUAUUCCAGAGGAAGACAUGUUUGAUGUGUAUGCUGAACUAUUUCCACCUCAACUUCCUGAGCUUCAUCCCCUGACCCCUCCUUCCUUCACAGAGGGCUUCUUCCCCAACCACAGCUUAGCCAAGAGACACAAUUCCCCUAACAAACAGGUCCCACUAGGUUUCAUUCCCAACUCUGUGGUGGUAGGACAACUAUGGCCUGAUAUCAAGGUGGAGAAUGUCAUACCCACAAAAUGUUGGAGAUUAUGCCAUGACUUAGGGCAUGACAUAGGAGAGAGCAAACCAGAUGACAUGCAACUCUUGUAUAAUGAAGAGGAGGAGGAGGAAGAGCCUAAAAUGCAAAAUCUUACACCAAUCAUAAAGACUCCCCCUGAGAAGGAGAGUCCUGUUCCACCUGCACCAGUGUCAGAGAAAGUCAUAUACCCUUUUAGGGCACCAAAACCUCUUCCCCCCAUAAAGCGUCCUACACCCCCUCUGGCUCCUCCCUCUCCUGCAUCAUCUUCUCCUACUCCUGCCCCACCCUCGCCCUCUCCACCUAAACAGCCCCCUCAAUCCCCCUCCAAACAUCUACCAGAGUUCCUUCUGCCGUUUAUGGAUGAGCUGUGGUUUCAGAAGAUGUUUCCUGAUUUGAGUAGUAUUUCAGGAUCUCUAAGCCCCAAGGAAUUUUGUAUGCAUUUGUUGGACUUCAUGGCCUGUUGCAGCAUGGCUGAGAAGCACAGCAUCCUGAAUGCAUUACUCAUGCUAGUACAGCAGGAGGUGUUAGACAAAGAAUCACUCAGCAAAGGAUUGCUGGUUUGCCUGCAAAACAGCAUUCACAAAAAUAUGUCAUUGGAGGAACAACAUUUGGUUGGUGAUCUGUUGAAUUUGAUGCUGUAUCUGAGUCCUGACAGCUCUGAUACCAUUGUGGAGCUACUCGCCGUAUUAGCAGAUAAAGAAGUUGACCUACAGGGUUUAGUGCUGUGUGUGUUGCAGCGUUUGGGUGUGGAUGAAGCUGAACUGUGGUUAUGUCCAGAAUUAGAGCCCUGGAACUCGCUGACAAAGAAUCAGCCUGACCAGCACCACAGCCUUCGAGACAUGGCCUUCCACUGGUUGCUUACCUGGACAGGAAAGUACAAGGUGCACAGUGGGUCAGUAUUCCUGCAAGGUGAAAGAAUAAAAAGUGUCAUCACUCCUGUGGAGGUGCUCAAAUAUUUUUGCUCUGUGCAAAGAGGAAAACAAGCUCGACCAGCACCACCUCCACCAGAGGGCAGGAAAGACACUGUCUUGGUGCCUUCUAGCUUGAACAGACUGAAGCCUAUACAACGUCUAGGAGAGACAUACAGUAUGUCUAGGAUACGAGAGCCUCAAGGACUUUUGAUGCCACCAUUACCAUAUCAACCACUGUUGAUGGGGUUUACACGGUUCCUCUCUCUACCAAUGGCUCAUGUCACACUUUCUUCAUUCCCCCUUUCCUUGGAUUAUCGCAACUUCAAAAAAAACCCACCACACAGAUACUUCUUCCUGGAACACUCUUAUGUACAGUUUUACAGAUAAGACCCAAUUAUUUAUAUAUAUAAAAAAAAUUACUUGAAAGCAUUAAAAGAUUACUUACAAGACUCGAUGCAUCAAAUGACACAAAUCUGUGAAAUUUUUCAAUAAUUGCAUCACUCAAACACAAUCAAUUUGUAAUUUGUGUGGUCAGCAAUGUAUUGUAGUCAACUUUGUUUCUAAAGUGAAUGUCUAGAAACCAAUCCUUUAUAAUCUUGAAGCCUUUCAGUAUAUUUAAUCCAAACAAUUUGAGUUUUGCAACAUAUUGGUUUGUGUUAACAUGAAUCGACACAGAGAAUGCUUGAAAAGCAAUCAGUCUCCAUUGCAACGCUUGUUAAUUGGUAAGAACACAGUUGCAGUAACCCACAACCCAUACUGGCACAUUGUAUAAGUGCUUUUGUAACUUGUGCACAUACCUUGGAUUUUAACAGUAUGUAAAACACGUUGAGGCUAAAAUAAUAUGGAGAACAUAUUACAGAUAUAUAAUUAGAAUGGAAAUACAUUAAUGACCCAGAUAAACAAGACUUUUUCACCUUUAAAGAGAUUUAAAUUAAAAUUAAGUGCAAAGUUUUUUUUUAUACGUAUAUUGUUGAGCUAUCAAUGCCAGAUAAAUACAUUAACAAUCGGCAUUGCACAAUGCAGAAUUACAGCUGGGCCAAGACGAUAAUUAUUUUCCUACCAAAUAUACAGGACAUAUACAGGACACUUUCAUUUUUUAGAUUCACAAAAUGUCGAGAAGCUCUCCUAUUAUAUAUGACUGCAGCUAAGAUUGUUUGCUAGUCUGUGCUUUUCUGUUGCGUGUGCAUUACAAAUUAUCUUACUAGUGACAAAUAAUUCUCAUCUAAUUAUGAUUAUUCUUUUGCAUGUCGGUUAUAUACAGUGUUUUCAUGUAGAAUAGUAGUGAAUCACAUAAAAUAACUCUCUACUCCUUAUGUUAACUUGCGCAUCCACGGGAAGAGUUGACAAAAAGAUAUCUAUUUUUCGGUACAUACAGUAUAUCUUGUAGAUUAUGCCUUUGAUUUUGUAAUAUGAACCAUUCUUUUUUCAAACUACUAGUUAUUGAUUAAAAACAAGGUUGAAUGCUGUUAAUCUGUCAUCAAAAUGCACUGAUAAAUCCCUUAUAUAUAGGGUUAAAUGGAUAAAUGUUGCUUAAAACAAAAAUCUCUGUUUCACUAAGUAAUUUUAAAAGGUCCAUGGAUUACACCAUUUCUCAUGUAUCAUAAACUGUCCUAUUCCACAAGAAGAAUGUCAUUCACUAGUGUUGAAUGUUCAAGCUGUAAUUAUAGGUUCUUCUAGGCUCAUCACUAAGCUCACAUAAAUACAUCUGCACAUAUUAACACUAGUUUGUGUUUCUCUUUCACAUAGUCAUGAAUGUCGUAAAAACAUUUAACUGUCAUAGAAGCAUGACGAACUUUGAACCAAAUAUUUUCCUCACCUUCUCACUUGCUCUUCUUAACCAUAAGUGCAGGGUGGCGGCAAGAGAUCUUUUUUCUUUCUCUGAUGGUAGCUACCUUUUGUAGAACUCUUCUUGUGCAGCACCGAGUCAUACAGUUCCUUGAAUCCUGGCAGUGUUGGCCCAGGGGGAGAGGGAAAGGUAGUUUUCGGACCACCCCCACAUUGACUGCCCGUUCUCCUGGUGGGCCAGCAAUCCUCAAGGACACCAGUGGAUGAUGUUUUUGUGCAUGCAUGUGAUUGAUUGGGUGUGAGUCGUUGGUAUGGAGGCUGCUAUGAGAAAAGGCUGUGCCAGAUUGACAGUGCUACCUGAAUCCAGAAGAGCACUGACACGUUGUCGCUCAACCCUUACGUCCCAAACUAGGGAAUGAGAUGGCUGUUCAUUAUGAAUGGAGCAACUUGCCAACCAGAUCUUGAUGGUUGGUGCUGCUAGGUUGGUGGGAAUCGGCCUCUCAUUUCGACUCAAUACUGCAGCCUGUAAAUCUGGCCCCUUCGCCAUGCAUUGCUCCCGUUAUCCACUCUGAUGUUCUGAUAGAGCAGUGUCUUGGCCAACUCCACAGCCACAAUAAUUUGUCCUAUGGUCUAAGGUUGCUUUUUGCUAACUCUUGGUGAGCGGAGGAACUUAUCCACAACUACCUUCUCUUCUAUUCCCUCUAGUCUCUGAGGGAUUUAACCAUCUUUGCACUAUACGAUUAAGCUGACUCAUGUGAACACGUAUUGGCAUUUGGGGAUUGCAAGUCCAGGCGUGAAACUGCUGAGCUGCCCAACCAAGAUCAUAUUUUAGCCUUUUAAGCUGCAUAGUUGUUAAAAGAGGUGGCUGGUGGGCUUAUUGGUGUGGUCCAGACUUUUCUUCAGUUGUUCAUUUAGUUGUUGUUGCUGCAGGAUGACCUGCACAAGCAUUGGGACCACAUCUUCCAUUGUUGCUAGUUUUUGCAAGGGGAGAGAAGCUCUGUCAACAUGAGAGAGAUGAUUUAAGCCAUUCUGGAACUUCCAUGAGACUGAGUUGUUGAAUUAGGACCCCUUCACCAAACAGUAGAACAGCAGUGUCUUCUCAUGGUUGUAAAGCACAACAGUAGCAAAUUAGCAACCACAGCUGACAACUGUUAUGAAUCUGAAUAUGCCAUUAAACCUGAAUGUUCCACUUCAACUACUACACUAGAAUGUGCAAAAUGAUUAACAGCCAGAAAGCACAUCAAAAUCUUCUGACUGGCUGAUCAAAGAAUGUGUCUGCGGCCCAUGAUCACAUUUUUGUUUGCUGUUUACACAGUCUAGUGCCGUCACAGAAACCAGUGAGAUAUCUUUCCGGGUGAAGGAAAAUUUUCUGUAUACCAUUCCAUAAGAAAAAAAAUACAGCACAUUUAAUGCCAGUUUUCAUUGCGAAAACAUGCCAUAAUAAUAGGGGUGUGAGUUCAAUAAACUCUCUUCUGGGCAAUUAUGGUGGAAACAGAAAUUUGCCUUUGUUCUCUCUGUCAGGGCUUCUAGUUCCUGUCUACCAUGGCUUGUGCCACACUUGCUCAAAUCCCCCUUAAAUCUUCAAUGCUCCAAAAACAACUUACCACAUAGACACUUCUUUC
Myxocyprinus asiaticus (Chinese sucker) is the source of this 7093-nucleotide messenger RNA. RefSeq names its product WD repeat domain 97 (gene wdr97). The coding region runs from base 102 to 4073 and encodes 1323 amino acids. The record is from RefSeq and is a predicted model, not a curated record. Gene Ontology annotation, molecular function: protein binding. Lineage: Eukaryota; Metazoa; Chordata; Actinopteri; Cypriniformes; Catostomidae. The transcript is spliced from 22 exons.